Messenger RNA from Nylanderia fulva, 609 nucleotides. NCBI's taxonomy places the organism in Eukaryota, Metazoa, Arthropoda, Insecta, Hymenoptera, Formicidae. The record is from RefSeq and is a predicted model, not a curated record.
AUGAAGGCUAUCCACAUAGAGCUCGUUGAGGAUUAUUCCUCUGCGGGAUUUAUAGCGGCCUUUCGAAGAUUCGUUAGUCGACGAGGAUUGCCACAAAAACUCUACAGCGACAACAGCACGAACUUUCACGGGGCGGACCGGGAAUUAAAAACGGCUUUUGACAAAUUGACCAACGACAUUUCGCUACGAGCCACUCUUGCAAACGACCGAGUGGAAUGGCAUUUCAUCCCAGCCGCAGCACCGCACUUUAGCGGUCUGUGGGAAGCGGGAAUAAAGAGUCUAAAAACGCACUUGAAAAAGGUAGUGGGUCCGCGUACCUUGUCUCAGGUCGAAUUUGCAACACUACUUUGCAGAGUCGAGGCAUGUCUCAAUUCGCGUCCCAUUGCUGCGUUAAACGACGACCCGAGCGAUUUGUUAGCACUCACGCCGGGUCAUUUUCUCAUAGGUCGACCAAUAACCGCAGUACCGGAAGAAUCAGUACUCGCGGUAAACGAGAAUCGACUCUCUCGAUGGCAGCUCGUCAACGCAAUGCACGAGCGAGUCUGGCGUGCUUGGUCUCUUGACUAUUUGCAUUCGUUGCAGCAACGAAGCAAAUGGAAGGAUAAGACU